UCCACUUAAGGGAACUCCAAAACGUAGACGGAUGUCAAUAGCUGAAAACCUUAUCUGCAGCACAGAAAAGUUAAAGUCUGCCACGAAGACGACACCAAAGAGAAUACCGGUUUUUGAAAAAUUGGUGUCCAGUAUAGAAAAGCUGAAAUUAGGAAGCUGUGAUGACACUGCGGGUGCUAAACCUAGGAAGCAAUUGUUCCAUGAUCAUGCAUAUUCACAUUCAACCACAGAGAGGACUGAGCCAAUCAGACUGACUACUUGUAAACAAUCGGAACAGAGUAAAAUAGUAGAGAAACAACUCAUAGACGACACAACACAAUUAGUGUCCAUGUUGUCCUCCUCGAAAACCAGUGUCCUGUCCACCCAGCGGCUAGAAGCAUUGUUUGAGGAGGAUUUAUUCACCGCUGCACUAGAUGAAAUGUCGGUGAAUAUUCCAUUCAUUUACGAACUACUGAACAAGCUGGUGGGUGACACAGGAUGCAAGAGGGCAACUAUAGCGAUGAUCUACGCCAUGAUAUUGAAUAGCAGAAACAGACGAGUAUCUGCCUUACAGAAGUGUAUGACUGUACUUGCUGUAAAAUGUCAUGCAGAUAAUAAGCUUCUUAGCAGGUUGAACCGCAUACAUAUCACAAUGUCAUCAAAAACAAAGACUAACAUGUUGGAUCAGUUCAGUGAACAGUGUGAAAAGAGAAUAGUAAGUGAAGUAAGAACAGGGGUUGAUGGCAAGUUGAAUGGAGAUAACUUGGACAUUUACGUCAAAACAAAUGACAUAAGGAUGAAAAAUAAGAAUAGAGACUAUCACUUUUUUGCUUCUGACUGGACGCCAUACAGAAUCACUGAUGAGGACUUUGUUACGAACGAAUGGCUCAAGACAUAUGUUGAAUCACAAAGGUGCGAAGAGAAAGCCAUAACACCUGAAAUGUUAAACCCAGACUUGAUAACAUUCCAAUCUAGCGUAAAAACACUAGUGUCUAGAGAACUCUUGAAAAUCUUUCCAGAAUUUAAGUGGAUGAAAUUAGUAGUUCCAGACCAUAUUCCACAUCAUUUGGAGGAAAUAAUGUCUCGCCAAACAAAAUCCUUCACGCUACCUAUCCUACUGAAGAAUGAGGCGAAGUAUGAAGAUUGUGUAUGUAUAAUGGACUCCUACAACCAACAGAUGUCUGACUGGUACAGGAAAGCAGGAAGAAGUGAUGACUUUGAUCAGCUCCAGAUACCUGUUGGAGGGGACCAAUUAACACGGGUUAGACUCGAUGGCGCUAAAACUCUGCGGAUGGGAGCACACACACGUACAGAACGAUUCGACAACCUGUUUCCAGUUGUUGUUGAAAUGUUCCAUAUGCAAAUGGAUUUCUUAGAGGGCCUUUGCAAACAGUUUUUGAAAAACUCAACGGGCCGAGAUGUUGGAACACUACAAAACUUGCAAAUCCGUAUCCAAAGAUCCAGUGUAAAUGGAAAUGUGAAGAGUAGAUUCAAAGCCCAUGAAGAAUUUGUUUUGCUAGUUGGAAGGGCAUAUAUAGCCGAAGCUGCUAUGGAAUACUUCGGCAUACAGGACCCAAAUAGUUCACCAACUAAGCAUGAACCUCCAGAGAACAUUAUGAACAGUCAUAUUUCAAGGCGUAGAGCAGUUUAUGAUGAACUUAUGGACGGCUUCCUGUCAACAAUAUUUGGUCCAUUAAGUUUUGAGGAGCACUACUUCAUCAUUUUGAACUUGAAAGAUGCUGUGAAAGAAGGAGAUGUCUUCAGGAUUAACAACUGCCUCAAGAUGAUGAUCCCCUUCUUCUAUAAUCACUCCCCACUAUCCAAUUGA
Messenger RNA from Dreissena polymorpha, 1807 nucleotides. RefSeq lists its product as uncharacterized. The transcript is spliced from 9 exons. NCBI's taxonomy places the organism in Eukaryota, Metazoa, Mollusca, Bivalvia, Myida, Dreissenidae. The record is from RefSeq and is a predicted model, not a curated record. The coding region runs from base 32 to 1807 and encodes 591 amino acids.